UUGUGGUUGGUCUUUGAAGGUCCUUGAGUGAUCUGUAGUGCCUAAAGGGUGGUGUCAGUUUUGUUCAAGGGUCUGUGCAAAGGUAUCAAAAUUCAUUUCCCGCUGAUGUCCUACGGCAGCGAGACGCCGCACGUCUGGAGCAGCUCAGCAGGUAGCGAGGUGUCUCCAUACGGUCCGCUGUGGGACGCUCCGCCGGCACCCGUGCCGUAUCCCGACAUCCUGGCGUUCCCGCCAGCCGACCUUGUGUGGUCGGCGGCGGGUUGCGGCGGCCGAGCUGGUGCUCGCGUGCCUUCAGGCGGCAAGAAACCACGUCGCCGUGUCGCGUCCGUGGCACAACGUCGCGCGGCCAACAUUCGCGAGCGACGCCGCAUGUUCAAUCUCAAUGAAGCCUUCGAUAAAUUGCGUAGGAAGGUGCCGACGUUUGCCUACGAGAAGCGGCUCUCCCGCAUCGAGACUCUAAGACUGGCCAUCACCUACAUCAGCUUCAUGUGUGAGCUGCUGCAUGGAUCUCCUCAACCUCACCACGCGUCUCAUGCUAUACAUCCUCCAAGACAUGUGUUUGAUGCUGAAGUACCAUGGUGCGCUUAGGAGUCUGUUCUAAAAAGUUCUAUGUUGUUUUAUGUUGUUUUCAAGUCAUUUGAAAUAUUGGGAUGGUGUCAUAUUAUAAUAUGUAGUAGAUAUUGAUGUUUGGUUGCAGUACAAACAAAGUACCUUUAAUUUAAAUGUAGUAUUUAAAGUGAUUGCUAAAUGUAUAGGGAAUCGUAAUGAAUAAAAGAAAGUGAAGCACUGUAGUUGUGCCAACGGUGGCGUAACUAUACCGUUUGGAGCCCACGACAAAUUCAUCGGAUGGACCCCGAUUCCCAAUGAAAAACAGAGAAGUUCAGAUGAAAAGGACUGAAUGGGGCUUCCAGCUAGAGGCCCGUGGCAGUUUUACGACUUGCCACCCUGUAGCUACACCACUGAAUCCAACAACGUGUAGCGAAGUAGCUGUACCAUGUACCAUCGAAAACGAAAUCAGGGAAAAUAAGGAUUACUCAAAGAAAUAUGAUCUCAAAACUCAGUAAUAUGACACUAUCCACACAAUUUGUGUGAUUUGUUUUAUUUAUUACCCAGCUGGAUAUCUUAUUGAUUACUUUACAUACAUCUCUUCUUCUUAGUCGUUCUCUUCGUCUACUGAAGGUCGUCUAGUCUGGUGCACGCGUCACUUGAUGCACAACCCUCCUCUAAACACCCCUGUCCUCUGUGGUUUUAUGGCUUGUGGAACUGUCAGGCCGGUUAGGUUUGUUACAGCAUCUAACCACCGGGUAGAUGAGCGACCACGAGAUCUUUUCUCGUUAACUUAACCAAAAACCACAAGCUUCUCCAGAUUGUUGGGAUCUCUACGCGCAAUGUGGCAACAAUAGAUUAGUUAUAGUUACAUACAUAAUGAACUAUAUAUUACUCAAGGACUAUUAUAAACUUUUUGAUACGGUCGGCAGCAGGUCAAUCUUCUCUUUUCUGUCAAAUUUUUUUGUUAGAUUUUCAACUCUGUCAUUUAGAUAUAAACAAAAUUUUAAUGACAAAAUUGACGCAUUGGAUUUGGUUUUGCUGGCCAUUGCAUAGAUUAGUCAUUUAUGAAUAAAAAUAUACUAUAAUCAUCAAUAUCAUACUGUACUUUAAGUUAUAAGUUAGUCAUUUAGAUAUAAGUGGAAAUAAUCAUGCGAAGUUAUCUAUAGCUGAUUAUAAUUGUGUCUUCCAUUAAUUUGUAUUAUUAGAC
Spodoptera litura is the source of this 1756-nucleotide messenger RNA. RefSeq names its product protein Fer3. Lineage: Eukaryota; Metazoa; Arthropoda; Insecta; Lepidoptera; Noctuidae. The record is from RefSeq and is a predicted model, not a curated record. Gene Ontology annotation, biological process: regulation of transcription by RNA polymerase II; developmental process. Gene Ontology annotation, molecular function: protein dimerization activity; RNA polymerase II transcription regulatory region sequence-specific DNA binding; DNA-binding transcription factor activity, RNA polymerase II-specific.